Messenger RNA from Adelges cooleyi (spruce gall adelgid), 685 nucleotides. Its product is annotated as barrier-to-autointegration factor-like. Gene Ontology annotation, molecular function: DNA binding. Bases 183 to 452 code for a protein of 89 amino acids. NCBI's taxonomy places the organism in Eukaryota, Metazoa, Arthropoda, Insecta, Hemiptera, Adelgidae. The record is from RefSeq and is a predicted model, not a curated record. The transcript is spliced from 2 exons.
GUUCUCAAAAGAAGGUUUUUUGAAAACGGUCGUUAAUAUUAUCAUGUUAUUGCGUAUCAAACUUUACUACUUAUUGAAAUUUGAAUAAUUUUAGGAAAUAAUCAUUUCCAAAUACUAAAUAAACUACAUUGAAAAAGUCAAACUAAUAAUAUUAUUUUUCAAUUUGAUAUAAUAGUGCAAAUAUGACGACCAGCCAAAAGCAUCGCGAGUUUGCAGGAGAACCUAUGCGAGACAAGCCUGUUGAUGACCUUGCAGGUAUUGGACAAGUAAAUGCUGGAAGGCUUAAAGAACAAGGUUUUACUAAAGCAUACAAUGUUUUGGGCCAGUUUCUACUUCUACAGAUGGAUGAAGAAUUAUUUUGUGAUUGGUUAAAAGAUUUAAUUAAAGCAAAUUCAAAACAAGCAAAAGAUUGUCACGCUUGUCUUAAAGCCUGGUGUGAUGAAUUCCUUUAGCUAUUAAGACGUGUAAAAAAUUGGAAAAUUUAUUUUGUAUUAAUAUUACUUCUACAAUUUUAAUUUUAUUAACAUUAUACAUAACUUGUAGAAGUUUUAAAUCAUUUUGUUUUGAAGUUUUGAGCAUUAAAUCUAAUAUAAGAUGUAUUACAUUUAUUUUCUUUGCUUACAAUAAAAUAUAGUACUUAUUUUAUAAACUAAUCAUAUAACAAAAUAUACCUUGGUUAUGCUCA